ACAGCAACACACCAUGGUGGAGCCCAUGUUUGAUUAUCAAUUCCGACACAUACUCAUUGGAGACAGUACCGUCGGGAAGUCGUCACUGUUGAAAUAUUUUACCGAUGGCAAAUUUGCAGAACUCUCCGACCCAACGGUAGGGGUCGAUUUCUUUGCCCACCUGAUCGAGGUAAUGGACGGCACCCGGAUCAAGCUGCAACUGUGGGAUACCGCCGGCCAGGAACGAUUUCGCUCCAUCACCAAAUCGUACUACCGCAACUCGGUCGGUGUGUUGCUAGUGUACGACAUUACCAAUCACGCUAGCUUCGAACACAUCCCGCUCUGGAUGAUGGAAGCGAAACGGCACAUCGAACCGCACCGGCCCGUCUUUGCGCUCGUCGGCUGCAAGCUCGAUCUCGUCACGAGCGGUGCGCAGCAGCGCGAGGUAAGCAUCGAAGAGGCGCGCACAUUCGCGGAACAGCACGGGCUGAUCUUUGUGGAAACGUCCGCCCGGUCCGGUAUGAAUGUCCGGGAAGCGUUCACACUCGUCACGCAGGAGGUGUACAAUCGAAUUAAGAGCGGCGAAUAUAAGGUCGAGGACGGGUGGGACGGCAUCAAGAAAGGGUUUAUGCGGCCAAACAAUUUGGAUUUUAAUCUGGUGGUAGCGGAAUCGGCUCGGAGUAGUUGCUGCUAG
Messenger RNA from Anopheles maculipalpis, 673 nucleotides. RefSeq names its product ras-related protein Rab-39B (gene Rab39). Gene Ontology annotation, cellular component: Golgi membrane. The transcript is spliced from 2 exons. Gene Ontology annotation, biological process: Rab protein signal transduction. The record is from RefSeq and is a predicted model, not a curated record. Gene Ontology annotation, molecular function: GTP binding; GTPase activity. Bases 14 to 673 code for a protein of 219 amino acids. Lineage: Eukaryota; Metazoa; Arthropoda; Insecta; Diptera; Culicidae.